CUGGGCAAGAUUCUGCGCAGAUGAUCAAAUGGAUUGGCUUUUACGGCUCUAAAGAAAUAGGCUUCAACAUACCCUUAUGAUAUUAUCAUCGCGCAAUCUAUUGAGUUUGAGAGCCCAUCAAUAUGUUUCAAACAGCUAUUAUUUGGUUCAAAACAUGAACUGCUUUUCAAUUAUUUUGUUAUUGAUAGAUAGCUAGCAAAGCAGGUCUUGGGGUUCUGUAACAUUGCUGUAGCAAAUGCCACAUUGUAGCCGCAGCUGCCACUUUAAAUGAUCGCCGAGUUUGUUACCAAAUAUGGCUUUAUUCUGCAAGCUAGCUACCUGCUAGUCCUAACGUGUAAAAACUUCAAAAUAGCUCCCAGGUCUGCGCUUGAAGUCGUCUCGUUACAACUAAACCAGCCAUGCAAUAGAGUGUUAAUAAAACUGCAUGUCAUAUGAACGUAUUUCAGAAACAUAUUUCGCAACAUAUGUCAUGGUGUAACAUAUCUACCUCGACAUGGCAUCAGAUGGAGAAGCUCUGGCCUCUCUUAUCACACAGAAUUGCACAGCAGUGACAGAGGGUAGUUCAAUGGGACAUCCACCUCCUCCACCACCACCAGGACCACCCCCACCGACAGCUGCCUCGGGGCCAAGCAAGAAGAAGCUGUACCAGGCCAUAGCGGCAGGAAAGACCCCUGUCGAGGGGGAUCAUGCAGAGGCCCGGUUGCUGCUCAGUCAGAGGGAGAGCAGUUUCAGGAAGGACCUGCAGUGGAUGCUGUUUAACAAGUAUGUGCCUUCCCUCAUCCAAGACGGCCCACAAUGUGGUCUGGUGGCUCUAUGGAUGGCUGGUCACCUACUACAGCCCCCUCUGAGUGUUUCCAUGGAGGCCGUUGUCCAGACAGCGGUGGACAGGGGCUACACAGCACAGGGGGAGAUGUUCUCCGCUAGUGACAUGGCCAUGCUUGCAGAGGAGGUGUGUGGGUGCAGGGCUGAGCUCCUGUCAGGAGGGAUGAGUGGAGACAACUCUACAGCCGUCCUGAAACACCUGGCUGACGGACAACCCGUCCUCAUCCCAUAUGAUGAGGAUUUCAACCAUGAGCCAUGCCAACGCUCUGGACACAGGGCACACUGGGCAGUGGCCUCAGGUGUCUUGUUGGGUCUGGACCAGGACAGCGUGAGCAGAGAGCACACCCAACCGGACACCACCCUGCCCUGGCUACUCCUGCCCCAGGACAGCCCCUCACGCCCAUGCCCCUGUCCCACUGUGGGGGCAAGAGAAGCAUAUAUCCUGGCCAAGCAGGGCAAGAGCCUGCGCUAUCAGCUGUGGGGCCUGGACAAGGUGGCCCAAAGCAAUGCUCAGCUGAGGGAGAUAGAUCCCCAGAGGGCUGGGGACAGUACCCAGUACGUGGUACCCAAGGGAGGGGUGGAAGUUGGGCUGGCAGGCCAGGUCGUGUUGGUCCACACUGGGAGACAGACCAAGUGAUCAUGGGCCUUCUCUCCUGGUGCACUGCUAUGGUACAAAUUGAGACUCAUUGGCCUGGACACAGGAAAGCAUGACAGUCUAUAAUGCUGGAAGUAGAUGACAUGUUGAAAGGGUCUAAGGAUGCUUUCCAAGGUUGGCAUUCAUUUCUUCUAUAGGACACCGUAGGAUGAUCAUAAGGCAGUUCUUAUCUGUCUACUACUUAUCAGUAUGAAACGUUUGAAUGUAAAGUGGACUUUUGCCAAAUCUGUGGCUCCUCUUAUGGAGCCUGUUUUCCAGUACCUGAACAGAUCCUGUGCCUUACUGAAAUGUUUCAUUCACUUCACAUGGUCGAACGGGGCUGUAAUAUUGCAUACGAUGAGAACCCCGUACCUGCCUGUAUUUAUACUGAUUGUCAAGCAACCCAAGUGCACACAGAAUAAACAUAUGUACUAUUUACUGUUGUCAAUAGUUCAUAUGGUUGAAAUGUGACCAUGUCUAUACAAGCGUUUCUGGGUAUGAUACGUAAGAGUUAGACAUGGUUUUUCCACAAUGUAAUACCCACAGGAAUCAUAAUAUACUGUCCCCUCCAUAUGUAUUUAGACAGUGAAACUAACAUUUUUUAAUUAUACUCCAUUUUGGAUUGGAGAUCAAAUGUAUCAUGAGGUGACAGUACAGAAAGUCACCUUUUGAGAGUUUUCAUACAUAUCUAUUUUACUGUUUAGAAAUGAAAGCUCUUCACCCCCCCCCCCCCAAUAUGUUAAGAAGUCUUAAGUAUUUGGUCAAAGCCACUUCGUGUAUUAAAGAGUCUAGACACUCGGAAACAGUUUUGGGUUGUUUUGCCUACUCGAUUACACUGAGUGAAUUACUCCAAAUACUUAUUACUUCUUGAAAUGGGAGGGACUAGAUACUUAUGUUUUACCAUUUGGAAAUGGAAGCACUAUGUAUGGAAAUACCAUCAAAUAAAGCUGAUAUUCUGUACUAUCACCUAA
Messenger RNA from Oncorhynchus kisutch (coho salmon), 2427 nucleotides. It is a transcript of the gene actmap, whose product is annotated as actin maturation protease. The transcript has 7 exons. The record is from RefSeq and is a predicted model, not a curated record. The coding region runs from base 494 to 1459 and encodes 321 amino acids. Lineage: Eukaryota; Metazoa; Chordata; Actinopteri; Salmoniformes; Salmonidae.